AUGGCCCACAGGCCGCGGGAAGUGCUUUCCAAGGUCGAACGUGAUGCGCUUGGAGAACUCAAGGCCGACAAAGACCUGGUAAUCGUGCCAGCGGACAAAGGACGCGCCACAGUUGUACUGGACAGGACAGACUACCUUCAAAAAGUCAAAGGUUUACUGGAGGACCGACAGUUCUAUGUCCCAUGUGCAACGAACCCUGUAAGACCGCUGGCACACGAAAUUAAUGCCACGUUGUUGGCUUUGGAGAACUCAGGUGCAAUAACAUCGACCGACAAACGCCUGGCGAUACCCCAAGAUACGGAUUUGGCCCGAUUCUAUGGCCUCCCUAAGGUGCACAAAGACGGCGCUCCUCUCCAACCCAUCGUGUCGCUCAAAGGGACUCCAACGUACGGACUGGCUAAGUGGCUGUUCCGGCGUCUCAAGUUCCUGACCGAUGAAUCAGACAACACGGUCUUUUCGUCAGUACAAUUCCUGGAGACACUCAAAGGGGUAAGCAUCCAUCCAAAUGAGGUCAUGGUAUCUUUUGAUGUUACAUCCCUUUUUACUUCUAUUCCCCAGGACCUGACGAUCGAGACAAUCCAGCUGCUACUAAAAAGCAAAUACGAUGAAACGGAGAAUCAUCUUGGACGCGCCCAAGUCCUUCAGCUCCUGAAGCUCUGUCUCAGGACGUACUUCACGUUUGACGGGACAAUCUACGGACAGGUGAAGGGCACACCACUGGGUUCGCCGAUUUCGGGAUUCAUCGCCGAGGCGGUCCUGCAACGGUUAGAGUCGCUGGUCUUACAACACCACAAACCGAAGUUCUGGGCCCGGUAUGUGGAUGAUACCUUCGUUGGUAUCGACCGGGAUCAACCGCUGACAUUCAAGGAACGUCUGAAUGCGGUCUUCCCGGACAUACAAUUUACGAUGGAGGAGGAAGAGAACAACCAGUUGGCCUUCCUGGAUGUCCUCGUAUGCCGCAAAGAUUGUGGUGAACUAAAAACCAAAGUGUUCAGGAAAGCGACAAAUACGAUGCAAAUGCUGAACUUCAACAGUAACCACCAAUAA
Messenger RNA from Spirometra erinaceieuropaei, 1047 nucleotides. NCBI's taxonomy places the organism in Eukaryota, Metazoa, Platyhelminthes, Cestoda, Diphyllobothriidea, Diphyllobothriidae. The record is from the annotation of a GenBank genome assembly.